Molecule: messenger RNA, 2034 nt
Organism: Saccharomycodes ludwigii
Lineage: Eukaryota; Fungi; Ascomycota; Saccharomycetes; Saccharomycodales; Saccharomycodaceae
Gene: MSB3
Product: Rab GTPase-activating protein MSB3
Exons: 1
Coding region: 1-2034 (677 amino acids)
Source: RefSeq, a predicted model, not a curated record
AUGGCCUCCUUUCAUACUAGAUCAAUGCCCGAUCUACUUAACACUUUAAAAAGUAGAAACAACAAUAUGAAUAAUAAAAAUACUAGGGAUAAUAGAAAAAUUAGUAACGGGCAGACUAGUGUUUCUCAAAUUUAUAACGAUAGGACUUCUUCAAAUUCAAGUUUUCUAGAGUUAUAUGAUAAUGAUGAUGAUGAUUUUAACUAUGAAGAAGGAAGUGACAAAAAUAAUAAUAGUCUGAAUUCCUUCACAGAAUCGUAUGAAAUCAUUGAAAAUGAUAGGUUAUCGAAAGAGGAUAAUGAUGAAGAUGAUAAUAAAAAUAGUACUACUACUACUACUACUACUACUACUACUAAUAAUAAUAAUAAUAAAAGUAAUAACAAUAACAUUAAUAUUCCAUUUUCUACUGCAUCAUCGGCUGCUUACAUGAACCCCGCAGAUUCUUUAAACUCUUUUGAUCGUUACGGUUUCAAAAAGGAAAAUUCCUAUGUUACAGAAUCACAAUAUGAUACCUGGUGGAAAGAAUAUUCUGUUUAUUCCCUAAGAAGAAAAAAAAAAUGGGAAAUUCUACUAAAUAAAUCUGGUAUUUCCAUUAACAACAAUAUACCUAAAAGAUAUCCACCAAAAUCUGAAAAAUUAAAAAGAUAUAUUAGAAAAGGGAUUCCUGCAGAAUGGAGAGGCGAGGCAUGGUGGUACUUUGCUAGAGGUGACGAAAAAUUAAAUAAAAAUAAAGGGUUAUAUGAUAAUUUGUUACAGAAAAUUAAUAGUAAAGAUGUAAUAAUAGGGGAUGCGGAAAUUAUAGAACGUGAUUUAAAUAGAACCUUUCCUGACAAUAUGCAUUUUAUGAAAGACACCGAAAACGAACCAAGCAUGGUAUCAUCUUUAAGACGUGUUUUAUAUGUUUUUGCUCUCUAUCAGCCCGAAAUUGGGUAUUGUCAAUCAAUGAACUUUUUGGCCGGUCUAUUGCUUUUAUUUUUAGACGAAGAAAGAUCUUUUUGGAUGUUGGUAAUUAUUACUUCGAGAAUUUUGCCCAAUGUUCAUAGCGUCAAUUUGGAGGGAGUCAAUGUAGACCAAGGAGUGUUGAUGUUAUGUGUUGAAGAAUAUUUACCUGAAUUUUGGUUCAAAAUUAAUCCGCAAGCUGCUGCAUUAUCUUCGCGAUCCAAGCAUUUGUCUUUAAAUCAUCAUCAUAUUAAUAUGAGUAACACCCCGUUCAGUAAUGAUAGCUCCUUAAGCAAAAACGACUUUUUAUUUAAAUUACCGCCUAUUACAUUAUGUACAGCAAGCUGGUUUAUGAGCUGUUUUAUCGGCAUUGUUCCGAUUGAAACCACAUUGAGAAUUUGGGAUUGUCUAUUUUAUGAAGGUUCACAUGUUUUAUUCAAGAUAUCCUUGGCUAUUAUAAAAUUAAGUGAGUCGGCCUUGCAGCAGAGUAAUAGCAGUAAUAAUGGUAGUAGUGGCAGUUAUAGCAGUAGUAAUAGUAGUGGUAAUAAUGGUACCGGUGCUUUUACCCAUCAUAAUAAUAAUACUAAUCUAUUAAACAGACAUUCUUUAAUCAGGAGAAAAUCUAAACUUUCAUUGCAUGAUUCACACUCAAAUACAGUUAGUAAUAAUAGUGAUGAUAUUGAUAUGGAGAUUUUCCAAACAAUGCAAACUUUCCCCAAGACGUUGCUAAAUCCAAAUGAUAUUUUUGAAAAAAUUAUAUUCAAAAAAAAAUAUGACUUCAAUAGUUUGAAUCAAGAGGAAAUAGACAGAUGUAGAAAAUAUGUUGUUCUGCAGAGAACAAAAUAUAAGAAUUAUGUGGAAUUAUUGUCAAAAAAAAAAGACAGGAUUAAUAACAAUAAUGAGGGUUUCAGUGAUGUGAAAGAGGAAGAAGAUUCUAAUUUAUUUGGCGAUAUUACUACCCCCGGUGGAAUAACCAAGGAAGAUAUUGAACGUGCUUUAACAUCUGAAGUUUAUGGAUUUAAAAGAAAUUUGACAAGUGUACAUUGGAAUAAUAGUAUCAAGCAAAAAGUAAGGCAAAUGAGAAAAAGAGACAGGUAA